AUGUUUAUCGUCAGGAGGGCCGCUGAGGUUUGCGGCGGCCCUCCUGGUUUGCUGAGAACUCGACUUUCUCUCGCCGUAACUCUUCAACGACCGCAUCAACAGCAGCAGCAGCAGCAGCAGCAGCAGCAGCCCAAUGCGAGGCACACUUUUCCGCCGUCAGUGCUCCUCCCUUCUACGUGGGGAUACUCACAGAACUUUGUCUACGAAUGCUCUCCCUUCCGGCGUUCGGGGCCGAAUUCUCUUUUUGGCGCUUGCCGCCCCUUGACGUUUCACCCACAGAGAAGGGUUGUUGGCCACCGCCUCGAAAUCAUGGCUGGGAAACACAGGAAGCGGCGCUUGCUGCCUCCCAAGGUCCCGCUCCAUCCAUCUGCUGCUGCUGCAGCAACAGCGGCACAGCGCGCCGCCCCUGGGAUCACGACUCCGGCGGCGCCACAGCAAGACAUGACUCUCUUCGAAGCAUAUAGAGACCUACAGCUGCGGUGGAAGCGAACGACGCGGCAAUCGCGGAAAAAGUUUUGUAUUGCACGCAAGUGGCGGCAACAUUUGGCAUGCCACCCUAAGCCCGAGCCCUCGUGGCUGCUCUUCCUUCACCCGCAAAUGGGGUCGCCUACAGGCCGCGCAGAGGUCCAUGAGAGCCCCCCACAGCAUUACAAAGUCGGGAGGCGUAGGGCUGCUUCACCGCAGCAGCAGAGUUGCGAUGGCAACACACACGAGCUGCAGCCAUACGAGCUGGUAUCUGUACCGCACCGUCAGCAGCGUCACAUGCAGCAAGAGCAGCAUCAACAACAGCAGCAGCUGCAAGACCUACGCCAGCACCACGGCGAGCAGGGAGAGCAGCAACGUGAACAGCAGCAAGUGCAGCAGGAGGUGACAGUGGGAGAUCUUGUCCAGACAGAGAAGCUGCACAGGAAGCAGGCGGAAAAGCCCAAGUCUGUGGAGCGAGGUGCAGGCGAUAAAGUUGUUUUCGGGACAGUCCUCCUGGCCGGCACUCGCGAGUGGACAUUACUUGGCAAGCCGACGGUUCCUUUCGCACGCGUGAAGGGUGUCAUUGAACAACAGACUCUGGCUGGGGAGACGCUGAGCUUCCGCUACAAGAAGACGCGUCGCUCCUCUCGCUUUCUCAGGCAAGCGGAGUCAAUUCGCCACUGGGUGACUUUGGUCCGAAUCGAGGAAAUUGAAGUCGACGUUGCAAUGAAGGAUGACCCCCCACCCGAACCACCGAAGCGUUUGCUGGACCUCUGGGCUAAUCGAUGGCUGUACCCUGAGGAAAUGGAAGGCAUAAAGACUGAUGCUGACGGGAAGCCCUUAGUAGAAGGUGGCUGCCCGACCCCAAGGCAACGCAUUGGAAACGAUGAGUUUCAACUUGUCUAG
Eimeria maxima is the source of this 1371-nucleotide messenger RNA. RefSeq lists its product as hypothetical. The coding region runs from base 1 to 1371 and encodes 456 amino acids. Lineage: Eukaryota; Apicomplexa; Conoidasida; Eucoccidiorida; Eimeriidae. The transcript has 11 exons. The record is from RefSeq and is a predicted model, not a curated record. Gene Ontology annotation, cellular component: mitochondrial large ribosomal subunit; ribosome. Gene Ontology annotation, molecular function: structural constituent of ribosome.